Penicillium subrubescens is the source of this 858-nucleotide messenger RNA. RefSeq lists its product as uncharacterized. The record is from RefSeq and is a predicted model, not a curated record. The transcript has a single exon. Bases 1 to 858 code for a protein of 285 amino acids. NCBI's taxonomy places the organism in Eukaryota, Fungi, Ascomycota, Eurotiomycetes, Eurotiales, Aspergillaceae.
AUGAACGUCCUAUCCGAUCGUCGAGUGGGAGGCUUGAAGUAUCAGAUAUAUGCACCCUUGCCACUGGAGAUCGCGAAAGAAUAUGAUCAAUCUGCUAUCCGAUUUCUUGUCAAUGGCCUACGAGAAUACCCAACGGCUUUUGUGAAAGGCUACAAGACUGAUUUUAUACAUCCGGAUAUUUACAAGUCUGGUCUCCCCGCUGCAAUCCGAGAUACUCACGCUAUCUGCAAAGUUUAUGCCCAACAUGACCCACAGGGAGACAGUUGCGAUAUCUUUCGCUUGCUUCGGACGCAGUCAAACAAAAUUCACCGUCAAAUAGCUCGCUCCUCUACAUUUGAGGAGCUUCUUGGCUGUACACAAGCCUUGAUACUCAUUCAGUGUAUCCUGGCUUUGGAUCGGGAUCCGUUAACUCAAUAUUCCGAGACUACAAGUGCCAUGCUGGAAAAACUUGCUAAGAGAUUAUGGGAGCAAGCACCCGUCCUGCUGCCUUCCACGCUUUCUCCACGACAGGCAUGGUUGUUUGCUGAAAGUGUCCGGCGUACUAUUAUCGUGAGCUUGAUGAUCCGAAGUGCACAUUCUUUGAAGACAAGGAACUACUCUGUUCGGACUCCGUUUGUGGACUCAUUGCCAUUUGAUAUCCGUACGGCUCUUUGGGAUGCUACUUCUGAUCAUAGUUGGACUGAGCUGAAUUCCGAGUCCCCUGAUUCAAUGAUCUCGUUACAUGGAUAUUCGUAUGCCAUGGAAAGGGCCCGUGUUCACGAUAUUGGCAACUUUGGUGCGUUAAUUUUGGCUGCUUGCAGGGGCAAGGAAGUCUCGCGAAUACCAUAUCCACCAAUGAACUCCUACAUGCCGACCUGA